CCUGUAUAUAUACUUUGUCUGUUUGUGUAUACAUAAUGGCUGAAGAGCAGUUACAUAGCAAAAUACAGGACUUGCAAAGACAAUUAAUGGAAUUGCAGUCUUUGCCUCAGACGGGUACUGUAAAUGGUAUAACAGUUAAGUUACCCACAUUUUGGCGAGAAAAACCAGUGAUAUGGUUUGCGCAGGCUGAAGCCCAAUUUGAGAUUGCAGGCAUAAAACAGGAUUCCACCAAAUAUGGAUACGUCCUCUCCAUGCUUGAUGAAAGGAUGGCUGAAGAUGUUGAGGAUAUAAUUGAGAGUCCUCCUGCGGAUAAUAAAUAUGACCACCUAAAGAGAGAGCUCAUUGCUCGCUUCUCUGUAUCAAAGGAGCAAAGAGUACGCGAACUCCUGAAUAAUGUUCAAUUAGGUGAUAGGAAACCUUCGGCAUUCCUUCGUCAUUUGCGCUCUCUUGCUGGCUCGUCAAAUAAUGAUGAGGGCAUUAUAAGAGAGUUGUGGAUGCGUAGGUUGCCCCAAGAAGUGCAGAGGAUCUUGAUGGCCCAACGGGAUUUACCUUUAGAUAAGGUAGCUGAGAUUGCAGACACCAUUGUUGAGGCACCAGCAUCCUCCUGUUUUCCCUCCUCCUCCGUAAAUGCAGUUGUUUCACAUACAGAUGUGCAACUAUUACGGCAGCAAAUGGAUGAGCUUACAAAAAAAAUGGUCGAGUUUACAAGACAGCCAAGGUCGUCCUCUCGUUCUCGCCCGCAACGACAACAGUCUUCUUCUCGCUCUGGUUCCCAACUGUGCUGGUAUCACAAGAAAUUUGGCAGUAAAGCCUCAAAGUGCAUCAGCCCUUGUGACUGGAAACCAGAGUCGGGAAACGACCAACGCAAUCGGUAGAGGCGGCUGCGGAUUGUGACCUUAUUUCACGCCGUCUGUUUGUCACGGAUUGUCAGACCAAGGUAAAAUUUUUGAUUGAUACUGGCUCUGAUCUGUGUUGUUUUCCUCAAAGUUUACUAAAGGCACCCGUUGAACAGACCGAUUUUGACGUACGUGCGGCGAAUGGUACUACAAUUAAGACCUAUGGUACCAUAUGCCUUUGUUUGAAUCUGGGCUUGCGCAGAGAUUUUAAAUGGAAUUUUGUUGUGGCUGAUGUGGGUACGCCUAUCAUCGGUGCUGAUUUUUUGGCUCAUUACCAUCUGUUACCAGACUGCCACAAAAGCAAAUUGAUUGAUGCCACCACAAACAUUUUCACAAAGGCCACUAUCGCAAACAUUGCCCAACUUAGCGUCAAAACCAUUAUUUCAGGAGAUUCACCCUUCUUCGAAAUAUUAAGGGAAUUUCCUGAGAUAACGCGUCCACCGGGUAUGCACAGGGAGAUUAAACAUACCACUGUACAUCAUAUCUUGACAUCCGAGGGUCCACCAGUAGCAUGCCGUCCACGUAGACUUGCAGCCCAGAAGUUACAAGCUGCCAAGAAAGAAUUCGAGGACAUGGUUAGCUGUGGUUCGGCGCGCCCCUCAAAUAGUCCUUGGUCCUCGCCAUUACACAUG
Messenger RNA from Pararge aegeria (speckled wood butterfly), 1528 nucleotides. RefSeq lists its product as uncharacterized. The record is from RefSeq and is a predicted model, not a curated record. Bases 36 to 875 code for a protein of 279 amino acids. NCBI's taxonomy places the organism in Eukaryota, Metazoa, Arthropoda, Insecta, Lepidoptera, Nymphalidae. The transcript has a single exon.